UGCACAUCCUAGUACGUCUAUCAUUUUUACUAACAUCGUGCUACGCAAGCACAUAGUAGUAGUACUUGAACUUGCGCACGUCGUGUUAUCUGCUUAUUUAUUUGUUGAUCGUGCGUCUAGGUUUGUAGCAAUCUCGUCGCACCUAUUUACAUUUCAAGCCUUUUAUUUGUCUUGCGUAACAAGAAAUUGCACACAUUUUUCAGAUUUUUACCAGUAGAAAACUUGAAACCGCCUGUACCCCUUGUAAGAUUUACUUGUAUAAUUUGUAGCACUAGCAUGGGCACAGGUUUAUUUGAAUUUGCGGAAAUCGACCCCCCACACCGCCCCCAAUUUUACAAAAAAUCGACGGCAAAUUUUACAUCUAGGCUUCGAAGAGAAGACAGAAGACCCUUUAAUCCCAAUUGCCUAUUUCUCCUUUUCUGCAUCAAAAAUCUCCCAAGGUCAUCGCUCAUCUUUCCUGCUGCCAGAGGGUCGCGCUUUCCUGCUGCCAUGACAAAAUCCUCCAGAGGGUCGCGCUUUCGUGCUUAGCGCAGCCCCAGCGCAUGCGCCAGGGAACGCGCUGCGCGUUGACAGAAUAACCGCCGGCCACUGUGUCCAAGUUCGCGCGCCUGGGUGCGAGCUGAUGCCCCAGCUUGGAGGGGCUCUUUUUUUCCCCAAAGAUCCCCCCCAAGCCGGGGCUACGCCGGCGGUCGCACCGGGCCGCGGCAGUGUGCGCGCCCACUCGUCUCUCUUUGUGUCAAGCAGCAGAUGAUGGCCCCUCCGGUGUUGUCUUUGGUGCCUGCGCCGUGCCGUCGGUCCUAAAUUAGGACCGGUGGGGCGCUGGCUCUAUAAAAUGAUAUGUAUAUGGCUAUGGGACCAGGUCCACGAAGCAAAGAUGCUGCUUCAGCUGCGCACGUUCCCGCUCGUGCAUAGAAAAGAACACUACUGCACCGACCUGCUGCGGUGUUUUGGGAUGAAGCAGAGUUGUAGCUUCGGCUCCAAAUGUUCCCGCUCUCGUUUUCUGUUGUUCUUAUCCUCCAACUCCGUGCAUAGAUAAAGAAGUUCUCAUCUAUGCACGGAGAUGAUUGGACGAUCAGAAUUGAAGCUUCUCCUCCAGAUGUUCCCGCUCUCUCAAAAAUGCUGUUCUUAUCCCUCCUGUUCGUGCAUAGAUAAGAACACCAUUUUUAGGUCGUUACAAACAUGUUCUUAUCUAUGCACCAUUUGGAGGAUAAGAACAGCAUUUUUGCGAGAGCGGGAACAUCUGGAGGAGAAGCUUCAAUUCUGAUCGUCCAAUCAUCUCCGUGCAUAGAUGGGAACAGAAAGCGGUGCCAACGGUGAGUGAGUGGGGCGGUGGGUGGGAGAUUGGGUUGCGCUUGAUGAGUUCCAAGAGGUCACGAGGGGCCUGCGCACCAAGUCCGCACAAGCCGGCUUGCGGCCUUUUUUGGGUCGCGAGUACGUAGGGCCCGGGGCCGCGGAAAAGAUGCUCGCCUGCGGCGGAUGGCUGUGUUGUGAGUGCCCGCUGGGCGCGUCGAUCUGCGCAGUGGGGGGGCCUCAUUAGUCUAUGCCUAGCUUCGCCGGGGUGCUGAAAUGCCUGCUGGUUCCUCUAGAACGACGCCUGGGCCGCGUGCAAAAACCCACCAGGGGAGGCAACAGCACUUCUACGCAGGCGCGACCAUAAAAACUGCAGCGCCUGCGUUGGCGCAAAAAAAAAGGCAAAUCGCGACGGUAUGCUGCGAAUUUCUUUAGGGAUAAGAACAGUGCUGAAGAUCACCUAUUCCGGGUGGUCUGCGACAUCAUGUUCCACUUGAUAGCAAUAUGUAUAGCUAAAAACAGGUGUGAAGGAUCCUCCUCCUCCUCUAUUUCGUCUCUAUACAAAAAUCUCCCAAGGUCAUCGCUCAUCUUUCCUGCUGCCCAAGCAAAUGUACAGAAGUUUUUGGUGUGAACAAGACUAACCGAG
Messenger RNA from Amoebophrya sp. A120, 1936 nucleotides. The record is from the annotation of a GenBank genome assembly. Lineage: Eukaryota; Dinophyceae; Syndiniales; Amoebophryaceae.